CGGCUGGGCUCAGCGGAGCCGCAGCCUUGGCGAGCUACCGGUGCUGGGCACCGCGGCGCUGGGGGCCGCCCUGCCGCUCUGCGGGCCAGUGCACAGGCGCGUCUGGGAUCUGGGCCCGCGAGGCGCCGCCCUCCGCCCGCCACGCUCUCUGCCCCACGCCGCCCAGAGGCAGCGAACCGGAGGGCGCGCUAUAGAGUUGGGCGCCGCGCAGAGCUGGGCUCUGGGGCCCAUGCCCCUGCGCCCCCGCGGGCCCGCGCUAUGGCCUCCGGGAGCGUGGCCGAGUGCUUACAGCAGGAGACCACCUGCCCCGUGUGCCUGCAGUACUUCGCCGAGCCCAUGAUGCUCGACUGCGGCCACAACAUCUGUUGCGCGUGCCUCACCCGCUGCUGGGGCGCGGCGGAGAUCAACGUGUCGUGCCCGCAGUGCCGGGAGACCUUCCCGCAGCGGCACAUGCGGCCCAACCGGCACCUGGCCAACGUGACCCAGCUGGUGAAGCAGUUGCGCACCGAGCGGCCGUCGGGGCCCGGAGGCGAGAUGGGCGUGUGCGAGAAACACCGCGAGCCCCUGAAGCUGUACUGCGAGGAGGACCAGAUGCCCAUCUGCGUGGUGUGCGACCGCUCCCGUGAGCACCGCGGCCACAGUGUGCUGCCGUUGGAGGAGGCGGUGGAGGGCUUCAAGGAGCAAAUCCAGAACCAGCUGGACCACCUAAAAAGAGUGAAAGACUUAAAGAAGAGGCGUCGGGCACAGGGGGAGCAGGCACGAGCUGAGCUCUUGAGCCUGACCCAGAUGGAGAGGGAGAAGAUCAUCUGGGAGUUUGAGCAGCUGUAUCACUCCUUGAAGGAGCAUGAGUACCGCCUCCUUGCCCGCCUGGAAGAGCUAGACUUGGCCAUCUACAACAGCAUCAAUGGUGCCAUCACCCAGUUCUCCUGCAACAUCUCGCACCUCAGCAGCCUGAUCGCGCAGUUGGAGGAGAAGCAGCAGCAGCCCACAAGGGAGCUCCUCCAGGACAUUGGGGAUACAUUGAGCAGAGCUGAAAGAAUCAGGAUCCCUGAACCUUGGAUCACACCUCCAGAUCUGCAAGAGAAAAUACAUAUUUUUGCCCAAAAAUGUCUGUUCAUGACCGAGAGUCUGAAGCAGUUUACAGAAAAAAUGCAGUCAGAUAUGGAGAAAAUCCAAGAAUUAAGAGAGGCUCAGUUAUACUCAGUGGAUGUGACUCUAGACCCGGACACAGCCUACCCCAGCCUGAUCCUCUCCGAUAACCUGCGGCAAGUGCGGUACAGUUACCUCCAGCAGGACCUGCCCGACAACCCUGAGCGGUUCAAUCUGUUUCCCUGUGUCUUGGGCUCUCCAUGCUUCAUCGCUGGGAGACAUUAUUGGGAGGUAGAGGUGGGAGACAAAGCCAAGUGGACCAUAGGUGUCUGUGAAGACUCAGUGUGCAGAAAAGGAGGAGUAACCUCGGCCCCCCAGAAUGGAUUCUGGGCAGUGUCCUUGUGGUAUGGGAAAGAAUACUGGGCUCUUACCUCCCCAAUGACUGCCCUCCCCCUGCGGACCCCUUUGCAGCGGGUGGGGAUUUUCUUGGACUAUGAUGCUGGCGAGGUCUCCUUCUACAAUGUGACAGAGAGGUGUCACACCUUUACUUUCUCUCAUGCUACCUUCUGUGGGCCUGUCCGGCCCUACUUCAGUCUGAGUUACUCGGGAGGGAAGAGCGCAGCUCCUCUCAUCAUCUGCCCCAUGAGUGGGAUUGAUGGGUUUUCUGGCCACGUUGGGAAUCAUGGUCAUUCCAUGGAGACCUCCCCUUGAGGUGAACACAGGCCAGAAUGGCUGCUGGCCAUAGUCCUAACCCAGGCAUAAGGCAUCUUGUUGCCUUGCCACUUCCUGUCCAUUAUAGCUGGAUGUCCUUACCACUCUCCAUGCCCCAGCAGUGGGAGAUGGGACGUCCCUGUUCUCUCUGUCAUCCUCUCCUUUCCUGUGAAAAUUAUGAGAUGUAUGAGAAGCAUCAAGAUUGUUCAGAAAUAAAAACCAGAUGUCCAUCUCUAGUGUAUCACAUUUUUUAGUUGUGUACAUUACUGGAGGGGAUAAAGAAUAUGGAUAAUUGGAUUUGGAAGGCCAUUCAGAUACUUAAUCCCUUGGCUCAGCCUGGCUUCCUCUGAUUCAGUCCCCCAGCGAUCGUGGGUAUUUGCUGUCAUUUCUGGAUUGGUGCUCCUUUCUAAGGACCUAACGUGGAACUACAAAGCCCUGUCAGCACAGCCCCCUUUAUCUCAGUUUUUCUUUCUGGGAGAGGUUCCUCUAUUCCUGAUUCACAAUCUCCAUGAAAGAGGCCUAUAUGUGUUUUGAUUCAUUAACAAUUAUUUUACAAUAAUGGUGGGAAAUGGCCCCACCUCUGUUAUGAUACAAUGUUCUAGUCAAUUUGCUCUUUGCCUGUAUCUUUUCUGAGGGCUUUGUCUGUUCACUUCAUUCUAAUGAAAAGUGUAUCCUGGUGCUGGAUGGACAUCGCCCAGGAUAAUUUUCUGCCUGACACCAUCCAUUGUUUCUAGAUCCCCUCCCAGUCACAUUUGUGUUUUAGUGGUGAGUCAUAUAUCAUCCCUGGAAGGAUUUUGGGGCAGUAUUCUAGGGAUUCA
This is a messenger RNA of Rhinolophus ferrumequinum (greater horseshoe bat), 2618 nucleotides long. RefSeq names its product zinc finger protein RFP. The record is from RefSeq and is a predicted model, not a curated record. Gene Ontology annotation, biological process: protein K63-linked ubiquitination; negative regulation of transcription by RNA polymerase II; negative regulation of viral transcription. The transcript has 8 exons. Bases 259 to 1800 code for a protein of 513 amino acids. Lineage: Eukaryota; Metazoa; Chordata; Mammalia; Chiroptera; Rhinolophidae. Gene Ontology annotation, molecular function: protein binding; zinc ion binding.